Messenger RNA from Cylicostephanus goldi, 558 nucleotides. NCBI's taxonomy places the organism in Eukaryota, Metazoa, Nematoda, Chromadorea, Rhabditida, Strongylidae. The record is from the annotation of a GenBank genome assembly.
AUGACAAAGCCAUUCCUCUGGGCGCAAUCGUUAUAUGUCAUUUGUUGCCUGCUCUACGAAGGAUUUCUGACACCGGCUGAACUUGAUCCUUUGAGUCGAAGAUUGUCAGCUCAUCAGAAGCGUCCGCCAUGUGAAGUGCAAGUCACUAUUCUGGCUGCAAAUAGCGAGGUACAGCGAGAACUGCGUUCUAAUGGUAUCCUUGUCCAACGCAUAGAUGAAAUCGACCCUGUGUUCACAAUUCUCCCCGCAUCGUCUCUUGCUGAGAUUCACUCGAGGAUUGGACAAUCGAAGAGGCUCAAUCUGACUGGACGACCUUUGGACAGGGAUGUGGGAUUGCUAAGUACCAGUCGUUUGUAUCAGAUCGGGCAAAAAUUUGUGAUUUUUACCCCUCAGUUCAUGGAUAGUCGCCGAUCUCAUUUGAUGUACGAUAUCCGUAUCCUUAUGGAUGAAUGGAGCUCCGAGCUACAGUACAUCUAUGCUUCCUGGAACUCUGUCAGCAUUAGCGGAAGACCUUUGGUGGUACUCGUUGUUAGCAGCGAUAUGCUUACGACGGUAUGA